Amphibalanus amphitrite is the source of this 1281-nucleotide messenger RNA. Its product is annotated as glutathione S-transferase 1-1-like. NCBI's taxonomy places the organism in Eukaryota, Metazoa, Arthropoda, Thecostraca, Balanomorpha, Balanidae. Gene Ontology annotation, biological process: glutathione metabolic process. Bases 191 to 868 code for a protein of 225 amino acids. Gene Ontology annotation, molecular function: glutathione transferase activity. The record is from RefSeq and is a predicted model, not a curated record. The transcript has 6 exons.
CUCUGCGCUGAAUGCCCACAAUCAGCUGACCACGCCUCCUCGCAGCACAGCCGACGAAGGCCACGGGCGCGACGUAAACUUUGAGGGGGACGACGGGAGGCACGCGUUCGUUGACGUUCGCGUUUUUGGCGACCUGAGUGGAUCAUUAGCAAGUGCGGAUUUCGGGGAAGAUCGCCAUUUCAGCUGGAAGAUGUCAGGCGCGGCGAUCGACCUGUACCACACACUCUGGAGCCCGCCGUCUCGAGCCGUGAGGAUGAUCGGACGGGCCGUCGGGGCCCAGUUCAACCUCAUCGAGUGUAACCUCAUGGCCGGCGAGCAUAUGAAGCCAGAGUAUCUCAAGAUGAACCCUCUACACACUGUGCCGACCAUCAACGACAACGGCUUCUAUGUAUGGGAGAGCCGGGCGAUCGGCCAUUACCUGAUCAACAAGUUCGCUCCUGGCACCAGUCUAAUACCCACCGACCUAAGGAGGAGGGCCCUCUAUGAUCAGAUGCUCUUCUUCGAUUACUCGCUACUCUUCAGCUUCUCUACAAUGACGCGCAAGGUUCUGCUCGGAGCUAAGCAGCUGGACCGGUCUGACGUCAAGAGGUGCCACGAGUGCCUGCGCCUGCUGAACUCCUUCCUGAGUGAGAGCGAGUACCUGGUCGGAGACGAGAUCACCAUGGUGGACUACUCGGCAGCUGCCAGCAUCGCCGGCUGCCAGACGGGUAUGUUCGGCAUCUCGGGCCACCCGCACACACAACGGUGGUUCAACAAAGUCCGGAACGAAAUCGACGGAUUCGACGAGAUUAACGAGCCCGGUGUACAGAUGAUCCAGGCCUUCAUGUCAAUGGCGACGCCGCCAGACCCCAAACCAUCGAAACUGUAACGAGGUGUGACGUAACUGGAGGACAAGCUAGGCGAGUGACGUCAUCGGUGGACAGACAGCUAGAUGUGACACCGCCAGACGAAAGUCAAUGGAUAUUGUGGCCUUGUAUGACGUCAUUGGAGGAAAUGACAGGCUAAAAGUGACAUUACUAGACGGUAGCGAAUGGAUAUUGUUUUCAGGUGUGACGAUAUGAUAAAAGUUUGGUCAUGUGUGGUCAGUGGAUGCGCUCCCGUCUUUUAAGGAUUCGCUGGCACUGUCGCACGGAUGAGCGGAUGAAGUAAUAGUGUCUCGGAUAUCAAAAUAAGUGGGACUGACUUUGCCCAUGGAAGUGUUGUUACGUUGGAGUGGACGUAUGAUGUUAUUAAUGGUGUGAAGUGCUUGAGCGAGGAACAUAGCGAGAAUAGAUACGUGAA